AUGAAGGCAGAAGUCUUCCUGGGGUUGCUGAUGAUCCUCAGCCUGUGCCAGGCAUCCCUAUCUUCUUCCCACGACCUGGCAGAGGAGCUGUCUGAUGUGUCCCUGCUGAGCAGUGUGAAGGAGGCCAAGCAGCUGGUGGAUGCUGCCUACAAGCGCACUCGGGACCGGAUGAAGCAGCUCCUGCAGAACAACAUCUUGAACCCAGCAGAGCUCCUGGGGUAUUUCAAACAACCAGUGGCAGGCACUCGAGCUGCUGUGCGGGCUGCAGACUACAUGGAGACCACCCUGACCCUCCUGAAGGAGAAGCUGAGAUGGGCUGUGAAGGGAGACUUCAAUGUCACAGACCUGCUGACCCCAGCUCAGAGGGAGCUGAUCUUCAAGGCCAGUGGCUGUGAGCAGCAGGACAAGAGAAUGAGCUGCGACGACUCCUACGAGUACCGAACCAUCAGCGGAGAGUGCAGCAACAGGAGAAGCCCAUCACUAGGAGCUUCCAACAGAGCCCUGGUCAGAUGGUUGCCAGCAGAAUAUGAGGAUGGAGUGUCACUGCCCCACGGGUGGACAGAAGGAAAGCUCAUCUCUGGACACCCCUUUCCACUGGUUCGAGAAGUGUCCAACGAGAUCGUUCGCUUCCCCCCCGAGCAGCUCAGGCUGGACCAGAAGAGGCCACUCAUGUUCAUGGAGUGGGGCCAGUUCAUCGACCACGACCUGGCCCUCAGCCCAGACACCCCAGCCAGAGUCACCUUUGGUGGCAAGGUGGACUGUGCCACCAGCUGUGCCAAGGAGCCUCCUUGUUUUCCCAUCAUGAUCCCAGCCCAUGACCCCCGGGUGAAGGACUCCGAGGGCUGCCUGCCCUUCUUCCGCUCCGCUCCCGCCUGCGCCAGCGGCAGAGCCAUCCGCGACCAGCUCAGUGCCCCCACGGCCUUCCUGGAUGCCAGCCAGGUCUAUGGCAGCGAAGAGGCUUUGGCCACCAAGCUGAGGAACCAGAGCAGCCAGCUGGGCUUGCUGGCUGUCAACCAGGACUACAGCGACUCGGGCAGGGCGUACCUGCCCUUCGGCACCGCGGAGAAGGAUCCCUGCCUUAUGGUCAGCGGGGAGGCCAAAAUCCCCUGCUUCCUAGCAGGUGACCCUCGAGCCUCCGAGAUGCUGGAGCUGAGCUGCAUGCACACCCUCUUCCUGCGGGAGCACAACCGCCUGGCUGCCGAGCUGAAGAGGCUGAAUCCCCGCUGGGAUGGGGAGAAGCUCUACCAGGAGGCACGCAAGAUCGUGGGUGCUAUGAUGCAGAUCAUCACCUACAGGGACUACCUGCCUCAGCUGCUGGGAAGCACAUUCCAGAGGUACCUCCCUGCCUACCAAGGCUACAAGGAGUCAGUAGACCCUCGGAUAUCCAACGUCUUCACCCUGGCCUUCCGCUUCGGCCACGCCUCAGUGCCCCCCACCAUCCACCGCCUGGACGAGGACUUCAAACCCAUGGGCCCCAAAAUCCACCUCAGCACUUCCUUCUUUGCUGUCUGGAGGAUCAUUCACGGAGGUGGCAUUGACCCCUUUCUGAGGAGCCUGAUGGUCAACCAGCCCAAGCUGAUGACCCAGCAGCAGAUGAUGGUGGAUGACCUCCGGGAUCGGCUGUUUGAGCAGGUGGAAAGGAUUGGCCUUGAUUUAGCCUCCCUGAACAUGCAGCGUGGCAGAGACCAUGGCCUGCCAGGUUAUAACUCCUGGAGAAGAUUCUGUGGGCUCUCACAACCUUCUGAUCUGAAGACACUUGCUCGAGUACUGAAGAAUAAGAACCUGGCAAAGAAGUUCCUGCAGCUGUAUGGGACCCCAAAGAACAUUGACAUUUGGAUUGGGGCACUGGCAGAGCCCUUUGUCCUUGGAGGCAGAGUUGGACCUCUCAUGGCUUGUAUCAUUGGUACCCAGUUCAGGCACAUCCGCGAUGGGGACAGGUUCUGGUGGAGGAAUAAAGGAGUUUUCACGAGGAGGCAGAGGUGUGCCCUGGGCAAAAUCUCCUUGUCACGGAUCAUCUGUGACAACACCAACAUCUCCAAAGUACCAAAACACAUCCUCCAGCCUAACAGAUACCCUGAUGACUUUGUGAGCUGCAGCAAGAUCCCCAAGCUGAACCUCGAAGCCUGGAAGUCAGAUGUGGCUGAGGAACUCGCAGAGGGAGGUUCAUGCGCAUGACAUUCCUGCCACUCAAACACAUCUUUGGGA
Messenger RNA from Pogoniulus pusillus (Red-fronted tinkerbird), 2205 nucleotides. It is a transcript of the gene MPO, whose product is annotated as myeloperoxidase. The coding region runs from base 1 to 2175 and encodes 724 amino acids. The record is from RefSeq and is a predicted model, not a curated record. Gene Ontology annotation, molecular function: peroxidase activity; heme binding. The transcript has 13 exons. Lineage: Eukaryota; Metazoa; Chordata; Aves; Piciformes; Lybiidae. Gene Ontology annotation, biological process: defense response to bacterium; response to oxidative stress.